UUUUUUGUUCAUUACAAAUGAAGUUGAUUGGCAAGAGUUUAGAAAAAGAUAGUUCGGGAUCUAUCACCCUUCUUCCCGAAGAAUUAGAAGACAUGUGGCAUAUUUAUAACUUGAUUUCUAACGAUGACAUGAUUAGAGCACCUACUAUCCGUCGUAUUCAGUCAGAAAGUUCAACAGGAUCAACAACAAGCCAGCGAGUUCGUUUAACUUUAACAAUUACUGUUGAAAAUGUCGAUUUUGAUCCUCAAGGUGGUUUAUUACGCAUCAAUGGAAAAGUAGCUAGUGAAAAUCAAUAUGUCAAGAUGGGUAGUUAUCAUACAAUCGAUCUUGAGCUUAAUCGUAACUUCACAAUUUAUAAACAUGAAUGGGAUAUUAUUGCCUUAGAACGUGUUGAGGAUGCUUGUGAUAUUACAAAACAAGCUGAUGUGGCAGCUAUCGUCUGUCAAGAAGGAUUAGCUAAUAUUUGUUUCUUAACACAACACAUGACAAUUGUACGCCAACGUAUUGAAAUUCCUAUUCCUCGAAAGCGUAAAGGAUCUGUUACAAAUCAUGAAAAGGGCCUUACUAAAUUUUAUGAACAAAUAUAUCAAAGUAUUCUUCGCCUUAUUCAUUUUGAUAUUGUAAAGGCAAUUAUUAUUGCAAGUCCAGGUUUUGUAAAGGAUCAGCUCUAUAGUUAUAUAUUUGAUCAAGCAGUUAAAACAGAUAAUAAAGUACUCUUGGAAAAUAAAUCCAAAUUUGUCUUAAUUCAUAGUUCAAGUGGACAUAAACAUGCAUUAACAGAAGUCAUGCAAGAUCCUUCUGUACAGGUUAAACUAGCAGAUACAAAAGCAGCAAGAGAAGUUCAAGCGCUCGAUAAGUUCUAUGAAAUGAUGAAUAAUGACCCUGAUCGUGCCUUUUACGGCUUUGAGCAUGUUGCGAUUGCUAAUGAACGAGGAGCUAUAGGCACAUUGCUUGUGACAGAUGGACUAUUUCGAUCUGCCGAUAUUGCAACACGAAAGAAAUAUGUAGGAUUAGUUGAACAAGUGAGAGCACAGAAUGGAAAUGUUUUUAUUUUUUCAAGCAUGCAUCCAUCAGGAGAACAAUUGAAUCAAUUGGCUGGUGUAGCAGCUAUUUUAAACUUUCCUUUACCAGAUAUUGAUGAUCUGAUAGAGGAGGAAGAGAUUGAACAAUCAUUUUAAAACGUCUAUUAUUAUUAUUGUUACUAUUUUUUUAUUGUAUAAAUAUAUAAAAAAUACAUUUAUAGAAAUACAUAAAUAAUGUUAUAUACAUCUUGAUGCCCUCUUUUCUUUUUUUUUUAUUUUAUUU
Cokeromyces recurvatus is the source of this 1305-nucleotide messenger RNA. RefSeq lists its product as uncharacterized. Lineage: Eukaryota; Fungi; Mucoromycota; Mucoromycetes; Mucorales; Mucoraceae. Gene Ontology annotation, biological process: nonfunctional rRNA decay; nuclear-transcribed mRNA catabolic process, non-stop decay; RNA surveillance. The coding region runs from base 18 to 1178 and encodes 386 amino acids. Gene Ontology annotation, cellular component: cytoplasm. The record is from RefSeq and is a predicted model, not a curated record. The transcript is spliced from 6 exons.